AUGGAGGAGACAAACAAUUAUGCGGAGAGUAAUGAUGCAAAAGAAGAUUUGGACCCUACUUUGCUUCUAGCUUGCAAAAAUGAUCAAGAUGAGAAUGAUAGUACAUGGUAUCUUGAUUCUGGCGCAAGUAGCCACAUUUACGGAAGGAGAAAUUUGUUUGUGGAACUUGAUGAAUCAACCGAUGGAGAUAUAACUUUUGGCGACUCUUCGAAAGUUCAAGUGAAAGGAAAAGGUGCGCUUUUGAUGCAUUCAAAAGAUGGCAGUCAUCAAUUAAUUUCCAAUGUAUUUUAUGUGUCGUCCAUGAAAAGUAACAUUUUGAGUUUGGGCCAAUUAUUAGAAAAGAAUUAUGAUAUUCACCUAAAAGAUAAAUACUUGACGUUAAAAGAUGAUAGUGGAAGAUUGUUUGCUAAGGUGUCCAUGACAAAGAACCGAAUGUUUUUGCUAAAUAUUCAAAGUGAUGUUUCUAUGUGUUUGAAAUCUUGUUUCAAAGAUUCAUCUUGUCUAUGGUACAUGAGAUUUGGGCAUUUGAACUUCGAUGGGCUGAAAAUGAUGAGCAAAGGAAGAAUGGUGAAAGGAUUGCCUUCCAUAAACCAUCCUAAUCAACUUUGUGAAGAAUGUCUUCUUGGCUAG
Molecule: messenger RNA, 630 nt
Organism: Zingiber officinale
Lineage: Eukaryota; Viridiplantae; Streptophyta; Magnoliopsida; Zingiberales; Zingiberaceae
Exons: 1
Coding region: 1-630 (209 amino acids)
Source: RefSeq, a predicted model, not a curated record